GAGGCUCUAGCUGGGAUUUUAUAAAAGCUUUAGUUUGCCCAGGGCCUAAGAAAAGUCAGCUUUCCGUGUCAAACUGUCCACAAGGACAGCUCCUGACGAGACGCCGCCAGACAAGCCAGGAGCGGUGAAUGGUUGAUUGACUUAUGUGCAGAUUGGGAGCCUGGAGUUUCCUUGCCCUCUGCAGACUGGAGCAGAGCCUCCACCGGUGUUACAAAAAGCAGGCCGAAUGAGGCAGAGAAGCUGAGCGCUGUCUGAAAAGCCCCUGCGGAGUGGCACAAGGUGUCGAGAGCCCGCGGGCUGGGCAGCUGGGAGCAAGGCCCGGUGCUGAGGAUGGACAGGCAGCAGGCACUACCCUGGGUCCACACAGCCCUCAUCCUCUUCCUCCUCAGCCCCGGAGGGGCCAUUGAGAUUCCAAUGGAUCCAAGCAUUCAGAAUGAGCUGACCCAGCCCCCGACUAUCACCAAGCAGUCGGUGAAGGACCACAUCGUGGACCCCCGUGAUAACAUCCUGAUUGAAUGUGAAGCUAAAGGGAAUCCCGCCCCCAGCUUUCACUGGACUCGAAACAGCAGAUUCUUCAACAUUGCCAAGGACCCCCGGGUGUCCAUGAGGAGGCGAUCUGGGACCUUGGUGAUCGACUUCCGCAGUGGCGGCCGACCUGAGGAGUACGAAGGGGAGUACCAGUGCUUCGCCCGGAACAAAUUCGGCACGGCGCUUAGCAACCGGAUCCGCCUCCAGGUGUCCAAAUCUCCUCUGUGGCCCAAGGAAAACCUAGACCCCGUCGUGGUUCAAGAGGGUGCCCCCUUGACGCUGCAGUGCAACCCCCCACCCGGCCUCCCAUCUCCAGUCAUCUUCUGGAUGAGCAGCUCCAUGGAGCCCAUCACUCAGGACAAGCGUGUCUCCCAGGGCCACAAUGGGGACCUCUACUUCUCCAACGUCAUGCUACAGGACAUGCAGACAGACUACAGCUGCAAUGCACGCUUCCACUUCACCCACACCAUCCAGCAGAAGAACCCGUUCACCCUCAAGGUCCUUACCAACAACCCUUAUAAUGACUCGUCCUUAAGAAACCACCCUGACAUGUAUAGUGCCCGAGGGGUGGCCGAAAGAACGCCUAGCUUCAUGUAUCCGCAGGGCACCUCGAGCAGCAAGAUGGUGCUUCGUGGUAUGGACCUGCUGCUGGACUGCAUUGCCUCUGGGGUCCCAACACCAGACAUUGCAUGGUACAAGAAAGGUGGGGACCUCCCGUCUGACAAGACCAAGUUUGAGAACUUUAACAAGGCCCUGCGCAUCACCAAUGUCUCUGAAGAAGACUCCGGGGAGUACUUCUGCCUGGCCUCCAACAAGAUGGGCAGCAUCCGGCACACGAUCUCGGUGAGAGUAAAGGCUGCUCCAUACUGGCUGGAUGAGCCCAAGAACCUGAUCCUGGCUCCUGGUGAGGACGGGAGGCUGGUAUGCCGAGCCAAUGGGAACCCAAAGCCAACUGUCCAGUGGAUGGUGAAUGGGGAGCCUUUGCAGUCGGCACCGCCCAACCCCAACCGUGAGGUGGCCGGGGACACUAUCAUCUUCCGGGACACUCAGAUCAGCAGCAGGGCGGUGUACCAAUGCAAUACAUCCAAUGAACAUGGCUACCUGCUGGCCAAUGCCUUCGUCAGUGUGUUGGAUGUGCCUCCUCGGAUGCUGUCUCCCCGGAACCAGCUCAUCAGGGUGAUCCUUUACAAUCGGACACGGUUGGACUGUCCAUUCUUCGGAUCUCCUAUUCCAACACUCCGAUGGUUUAAGAAUGGGCAAGGAAGCAACCUGGAUGGUGGUAACUACCACGUCUACGAAAAUGGCAGUCUGGAAAUCAAGAUGAUCCGCAAAGAGGACCAAGGCAUCUACACCUGUGUGGCCACCAACAUCCUGGGCAAAGCUGAAAAUCAAGUCCGCCUGGAGGUCAAAGACCCCACCAGGAUCUACAGGAUGCCCGAGGACCAGGUGGUCAAGAGGGGCACGACGGUGCAGCUGGAAUGUCGCGUGAAGCAUGACCCCUCCUUGAAGCUCACGGUCUCCUGGCUGAAGGACGAUGAACCGCUAUACAUUGGGAACAGGAUGAAGAAGGAAGAUGACUCCCUGACCAUCUUUGGUGUGGCAGAGCGGGACCAAGGCAGUUACACGUGCAUGGCCAGCACCGAGCUGGACCAAGACCUGGCCAAGGCCUACCUCACUGUUCUAGCUGAUCAGGCCACUCCAACUAACAGUUUUGCUGACCUGCCCAAAGGACGACCAGACCGACCAAGGGACCUGGAGCUCACUGACCUGGCUGAGAGGAGCGUGAGGCUGACCUGGAUCCCAGGGGAUGAUAACAACAGCCCCAUCACAGACUACGUCAUCCAGUUUGAAGAGGACCAGUUCCAACCGGGGGUCUGGCACGACCACUCCAAGUUCCCAGGCAGUGUCAACUCUGCUGUCCUCCAACUGUCCCCAUAUGUCAACUACCAGUUCCGAGUCAUCGCUGUCAACGAGGUUGGGAGCAGCCACCCCAGCCUUCCGUCUGAGCGCUACAGAACCAGUGGGGCCCCUCCUGAGUCCAAUCCCAGCGAUGUGAAGGGAGAAGGGACAAGAAAGAAUAAUAUGGAGAUCACAUGGACGCCCAUGAAUGCUACCUCCGCCUUUGGCCCCAACCUGCGCUACAUUGUCAAGUGGCGACGGAGAGAGACCCGAGAAACCUGGAACAAUGUCACAGUGUGGGGCUCUCGCUACGUGGUGGGGCAGACCCCUGUCUACGUGCCCUAUGAGAUCCGAGUCCAGGCUGAAAAUGACUUUGGGAAGGGUCCCGAGCCUGACACCGUCAUUGGGUACUCAGGAGAAGAUUAUCCCAGAGCUGCACCCACUGAAGUUAAAAUCCGAGUCUUGAACAGCACAGCCAUCAGCCUUCAGUGGAACCGGGUCUACUCUGACACGGUCCAAGGCCAGCUCAGAGAGUACCGAGCUUACUACUGGAGGGAAAGCAGCUUGCUGAAGAACCUGUGGGUGUCUCAGAAGAGACAGCAGGCCAGCUUCCCUGGUGACCGCCCCCGGGGCGUGGUGGCUCGUCUCUUCCCCUACAGUAACUACAAGCUGGAGAUGGUUGUGGUCAACGGGAGAGGUGAUGGGCCUCGCAGUGAGACGAAGGAAUUCACCACCCCGGAAGGAGUACCCAGUGCCCCGAGGCGUUUCAGAGUCCGACAGCCCAACCUGGAGACCAUCAACCUGGAGUGGGAUCACCCGGAGCACCCCAAUGGAAUCCUGAUCGGAUACACUCUCAAAUACGUGGCCUUUAAUGGAACCAAACUGGGAAAGCAGCUGGUGGAAAACUUCUCUCCCAACCAGACUAAGUUCUCAGUGCAGAGGGCAGACCCUGUGUCCCGCUACCGCUUCUCCCUCAGUGCCAGGACGCAGGUGGGCUCUGGAGAAGCAGCCACAGAGGAGACCCCAGCACCUCCGAAUGAAGCUACUCCAACCGCAGCUCCUCCCACGUUGCCCCCGACUACUGUGGGUGCCACAGGCCUAGUGAGCAGUACUGAUGCUACUGCUCUUGCUGCCACCAGUGAAGCCACUACAGUCCCCAUCAUCCCAACUGCCGUACCUACCACCAUCGCCACCACUGUCGCCACAACUACUACAACCACUGCCGCAACCACCACUACCACCAUCACCACCACCACCACGGAGAGUCCUCUCACUACCACCAUUGGGACUAAGAUUCACGAAACCGCCCCCGAUGAACAGUCCAUUUGGAACGUCACGGUGCUCCCCAACAGUAAAUGGGCCAACAUCACCUGGAAGCACAAUUUCAGGCCUGGAACUGACUUUGUGGUUGAGUACAUCGACAGCAACCAUACGAAAAAAACUGUCCCUGUUAAGGCCCAGGCCCAGCCUAUACAGCUGACAGACCUCUAUCCCGGGAUGACGUACACGUUGCGGGUGUAUUCCCGGGACAACGAGGGCAUCAGCAGUACCGUCAUCACCUUUAUGACCAGUACAGCUUACACCAAUAACCAGGCAGACAUCGCCACCCAGGGCUGGUUCAUCGGGCUCAUGUGUGCCAUCGCCCUUCUGGUGCUGAUCCUGCUCAUCGUCUGCUUCAUCAAGAGGAGCCGUGGCGGCAAGUACCCAGUGCGAGAAAAGAAGGAUGUCCCUCUGGGCCCUGAAGACCCCAAAGAAGAAGAUGGCUCAUUUGACUACAGCGAUGAGGACAACAAGCCCCUGCAGGGCAGCCAGACAUCCCUGGACGGCACCAUCAAGCAGCAGGAGAGUGAUGACAGCCUGGUGGACUACGGUGAAGGUGGCGAGGGCCAGUUCAAUGAAGACGGCUCCUUCAUCGGCCAGUACACGGUCAAAAAGGACAAGGAGGAGACAGAGGGCAAUGAGAGCUCCGAGGCCACAUCGCCAGUCAAUGCCAUCUAUUCUCUGGCCUGACGGAGCGCCCCAGGCACAGCACACUAUUUUGCAAGUAGGAGGGGAGAAGGGGAGAUAAAGCGACUGCAGACCUACCACAAAGCCACAACCACCUUCAGGGACAAGGGUUCAACAUGGGGUCUGCCAAGCUGUGAGGACCAGUGGCGACCCGGCUAUUCACAACCCCCUCCCAGUGAUACCCCAACGCCCGUGGGUGUCACUAAAUGGGAAAGCUAGAGCUACACUCGUUGGAGGGUGCGCUAGUUUCUUGCCCUAUCUCAUGGCCACCCUGAGCACUCCACAAUGACCAGCCUUGGUCUUGGCACACACUCAUCCAUUCCUAUUGCUUACAAUCUUUUCACUGUCUUCAUUUUUUUUUUUUUUUGCUUUGUGUAUCUUCUCCUUCCAAUCCAUUGUCUCCAUUUUCUUUUACUCUUUUGAGAAAAAAAAAAAAAGUCCCUGGAAAAAGACUAAGUGGGCUCUCCCCCAGGAACCGAAAAGAUGGGCAAAAAGGAUUGAUCCGUAACACAACAUGCAGAAAAGCUGCAGUAUUCAAGCUGCCACCAGGCCAGUGUGUUUCCGAAGGAUGCCUUUCGCCAUAUGCCUCCCCCACCCCCACUCCCCACCCAUCUGCCUCGGCCUUGUCCGUGCUGAGCUGGGUUUGGCUCCUUUCUGGAAAAUGACAGUGUUUUUUUGGCAGGGAGAGGGUGUACAGGACUCCUUGCCGCACUCUGGUUUGGUUGGGAGUGGGGUUUACCUCUUGCUACUCGUUCUUACUCUGCCCCUGCUGCCAGAGAGUCUGAGAGUGAGCUGCACAGAAGAUGAAGAUGAAGAAUAGGUACCGAUGAGAAGGACUGAGCCCCAAGCGGAAACAAGUGAGAGUGUGAUUCCCGGGUGACAGAGCAAACCUCUGGAAAGAAAGGGCUGGGUAGUGAAACCCAGAGUGGAAGAGAGAGGACCACAGCUGCCCACCCAGCCAGGGUUUACGCUGCUACCCGGAAGAGCUGAAUCCCUGUGAUACAGAGGCGUGGCUGGUGUAUCUGGGGGUAACAAUGCUGCUCCCCCCUCCCAUCCUGUCCUUGCUCAGUUGUGUCUGACAUGGUAUAUGAAUGGGGACCUGCUGCCCCCAGACUGAGCCUAUCUGUCCUUUCAUUAGGGUACACAUACAUACCAGGGGACCAUGAGGUGCACCGUGCUAACAGUGCUGUGACGCCCCUGACUGGAAGGACAAAGCUCUUCGUAUGCCUUACGCAGCUCUGAUCUAACCCUGCAGUUCCCAGAUCCCUAGCCCUACUCUGCAAGCCUUGAUGCCUCCAGUGAUGUACGUCUCGGGACCAGGGCAGCCUAUGCAAGCAUCCCCUUGGGACCAGAAGCAGCCACUCCACACUUGCCCUUCCCCCCACCACCCGAAUGGAGACACUCGCAGGCCUGAAGUUCUCAGCCUGAAGGUGCUGCCUUCAUCCCCACCUAAUCCACUUUUGAAACCAAAGGUACCUUGCCUCAACGACACAAAGAGAUGGGAGAUCUUGAGCCAGAGUGUCGCCCUGGCAGCUGUGGGAGGGAAAGGUCGACCACUGCAAAUGGAUCACCUGCCAUCGGCAUGGCCUCCAACUUUAGCAAUUAGGGGCCUGGGCAGGAUCAGGGCUGCGCCCUUCAGAGACUUUUCAAAAGCAUCAUUUGCCAUAUGUUUAAGCCGCAGAGGUAUUAGCAAUGCUUCCAUCCCUUGAUAAGCAUCCGAUUGAAGGUCAGGCCCAUAGGCACACACUCUCUGCAGGUAAGGAACCAUAUCCCAGAGAUGAGCCGAUAAUAUUUGAGCCUGAGAGUGUGUCUUGGUCCUUUGGCUCAACCCAUGGCCAGCACUGCUGCCUGGAGGCCCGAGGGACAGCUCUCAUGGUGAAAGGGGACAGGGUAAAGGGCAGAAGGCUGGGGACGGGGGUGUGCUCAGGGUCCCCUUCCCCGGUUCCAGUCUAGCUCUCUUGAACGCAGCAGGGCAUUGCUGCAGUGUAGGCCACCGUCCCUGGAGGGAGGGCUGGGGAAAUGUGCCUGUCAGCCUAGGUGAGGCACCACCCUUUCCAGAAAACACUUUGGAUCUGGGCAGAGUGGCCAGUUUCUCAGACCUCAUUCAUGUGGCACCAUCGGCUAGUGAACCCAUUGCACCGACAGCAGGUUUUUAGAGGAAGGGACCCUUAGAUGUCCCUGCCACAGACAACCCGGAGAGGGCUGCUUUGGUCUUAGGGGUCUGGGGGAAGAAGUAAAUCUUUAGACUGUCUUCGUGCCCCGUUCUGGAGUGCCGGCAUGCUCAGUACCCUCCUCCUCUGUAUAUAAAGAGAAGGUUAUGAACCUUUCUCUCCAACUGCUUUAUGGGUGCUGAUAGGGGCCCCCACUGCCACUGAUCAUAGCUCUCAUAGGAGGGACAGAUCUGGGCUGAAGAACCAGUUUCUCUCAAGUAGAGAUGGCAGGUGCCCACAGACCAGGCUCAGCGAUGUGGGGGUGCAAGGUGGAGGAGGCAGCUCCUUCCAGGGAGGGGAGAGGCCACUUUCCACACAGCCUGCCGGAGUGUACCCCAACUCAGCAGGAGAGCAGUAUUGCCCCCUCCCUGCACCUGGAUCCCAAGCAGCCAUCCCAAAGUGAUACCUAGUCCUGCUAGGGCUUCACCUGUCUGGUGGGGGCAGGGGAAGAAUGCGGUCAUCUUGCAGCGAUGCUGAGUGUUUAUGGAAUGCUCUUUGAGUCUGGGGCCAAGGCUUGAGCCCUGAGUACCAUGUUAACCAGUGAGGUCAGAUGUGGCCCCUGCCCACACAGGGCUGAUGUUAUUGGAAAUGCGUAGAUGAAUUACCGGGACACGGUGACCAUUACAUUGGAAGCAUGGUGUUCUUGUUUGCUUAGACUACCGAAUGCUUCAAGUCAGAAAAGAGAGGCUUCCAAGGGAGAACCUGGUCCUUUGGGCUGGCAAAUCUGGGUGGGACAUGGCAGUCAAGAUGAGUGGGGUUCAGCAGCCAGUGUUGUGCUUCCUUGGGGUGUCUGUCUCCCCCAUUUAGCCCCUCUUUGAAUAACUCCUGUUCAGAGGUGGAUUGGAUGUACAU
Microtus ochrogaster (prairie vole) is the source of this 7496-nucleotide messenger RNA. It is a transcript of the gene Nfasc, whose product is annotated as neurofascin. Gene Ontology annotation, cellular component: plasma membrane; axon. Gene Ontology annotation, molecular function: cell-cell adhesion mediator activity. Lineage: Eukaryota; Metazoa; Chordata; Mammalia; Rodentia; Cricetidae. Gene Ontology annotation, biological process: axon guidance; cell-cell adhesion; brain development. The record is from RefSeq and is a predicted model, not a curated record.